Messenger RNA from Pediculus humanus corporis (human body louse), 3465 nucleotides. Its product is annotated as Cohesin subunit SA-1, putative. The transcript has 12 exons. NCBI's taxonomy places the organism in Eukaryota, Metazoa, Arthropoda, Insecta, Psocodea, Pediculidae. The record is from RefSeq and is a predicted model, not a curated record. Gene Ontology annotation, biological process: sister chromatid cohesion. The coding region runs from base 1 to 3465 and encodes 1154 amino acids. Gene Ontology annotation, cellular component: nucleus; cohesin complex; chromatin. Gene Ontology annotation, molecular function: chromatin binding.
AUGAUACGUCGCGCUGUUGGGGGUAAGAGAAUUCGACUCGACGACCCAAUACCACCCGAAUAUGAAAAUCCACAAACUCCUAUGACUCCAGCUGGACAGGAAAAUGAAAUGGACGUUCAUGAAUCUUGGUAUGGACGAUUUUACAUAACAAACCCAUCUACACCACAAAAUAAUAGUACAGAAAUUUUUAAUGAAGCAGAUUAUGACAGAGAUAAUUCUUACGAUCAAAAUGAUCACGAUCAAAGUAAUGAUUUGGGACAAAUUGAUUAUGAAAAUCCAUCUACUCCAGUUCCUAGAAGAGUUACUAGAGCUCGUGCAAGAGGAGUGCAAAAUCCUCCACCUAUUCCUCCUAUUAAAAUUCAAAGUCUUAAAAGAGCCAUGGAAGAUGACUUAUCACCUGAACCCAAGCGACCUGCUAGAAAAAAAAGAGCACAGUAUUCAGGUGGUGGUUCAAGAAAUGAAGAAACAAGUUUAUACUACAUAAUAAUGCACUCUAAAAGUUCAUUACAGGGUACAGUCGAUGAGUGGAUUGAAAAUUAUAAAGUAAACAAAGAUGAUGCGCUUUUGGCAUUAAUGCAGUUUUUCAUAAAUGCUGCUGGUUGUAAAGGUAAAAUUACUCCUGAGAUGCAUAAAUGGGAACAUGCUGCUAUAAUUAGAAAAAUGACUGAGGAGUUUGAUGAGUCAUCUGGUGAAUAUCCUCUUAUUAGUGCUGGUCAACAAUGGAAAAAAUUUAAAAGUCAGUUCACAGAAUUUGUUCAAAUAUUAGUAAAACAAUGCCAAUAUUCAAUUAUUUAUGAUCAGUAUUUGAUGGAUAAUGUUAUUUCACUUCUAACUGGAUUGUCUGAUUCACAGGUUAGAGCCUUUCGUCACACAGCAACUCUUGCAGCUAUGAAAUUAAUGACAGCAUUAGUUGAUGUUGCCCUUACUGUUUCCGUUAAUACUGAUAAUACACUUAGACAGUAUGAAGCAGAACGACAAAAAGCGCAAAAUAAGCGAGCUACUGAUCGCCUGGAAUCAUUAUUAUUAAAACGAACAGAAUUAGAUGAAAAUAUGGAUGAAAUUAAAAAUAUGCUAACAUAUAUGUUUAAAUCUGUAUUUGUGCAUCGUUAUAGAGAUACAUUACCUGAAAUUCGGGCCAUUUGUAUGACAGAAAUAGGCAUAUGGAUGCGAAAAUUUCACACUAAUUUUUUAGAUGAUUCUUAUUUGAAAUAUAUCGGUUGGACACUUCAUGAUAGAGUUGGGGAAGUCAGGUUAAAAUGCCUUCAAGCUUUAAUUCCUUUGUAUGAAUCUGAAGAAUUAAAAAAUAAGUUGGAAUUGUUCACUUCUAAAUUUAAAGACCGGAUUGUCUCAAUGACUCUUGAUAGGGAUUAUGAUGUUGCAGUUCAAGCAGUUAGAUUGGUUAUAUCCAUUUUAAAACAUCACAGAGAUAUUUUAACAGAUAAAGACUGUGAACAUGUGUAUGAAUUAGUUUAUUCUUCUCAUCGAGCAGUGGCACAAGCUGCAGGAGAAUUUUUAAAUGAACGUUUAUUCACACCUGAUGAAGAAUCGAACGCUAUUGUUCGCACAAAGCGCGGAAAAAAACGAUCUCCCAACACUCCUCUUAUACGCGAUUUAGUGCAAUUUUUCAUUGAAUCAGAAUUACACGAACACGGUGCUUAUUUGGUUGAUUCUUUAAUUGAUUCAAAUGCUAUGGUCAAAGACUGGGAAUGCAUGACUGACUUACUUUUAGAAGAUCCGGGCCCAACGGAAGAAGCUUUAGACAACCGGCAAGAGACUUCUCUUAUUGAAAUAAUGGUGUGUGCCAUAAAACAAAGUGCUACAGGUGAACCUCCCGUAGGACGAGGUAGCACGAGGAAACUUCUUUCCCAGAAAGAAUUCAAAGCUAUUCAAGAAGACAAGCAAAAAUUAACGUCUCAUUUUAUAAUUACAUUACCGAUUCUUCUUGAUAAAUUCAGCUCGGAUCCCGAAAAAUUAGCAAAUCUUCUUUACAUUCCCCAACACUUUGAUUUAGAAUUGUAUACAAAAUCAAGGCAGGAAGCUAAUCUUGAUUCAUUAUUAUUAAAAAUAAGUAAGAUAAUUGAAAAACACGAAGACACGGAUGUUUUGGAAACUGCCGCUAAAACUUUAGAAAAACUAUGCUACGAGAGUCAUGUAAAUUAUACUAAAUGUCAAACAUCCAGGUGUACAAUGAUCGAGUCGAUAGUGACCAAAUACAAAGAGGCAAUAGAUGAAUGGAAUUCUCUGAUAGCAGCUCAUGACGACGUACCCAACGAUGAUGAAAUAUUUAACAUAGAAUCCAGUCUUAAAAAAAUUGAAAUUUUUUAUUCUUGUCACGAUUUGGGCAAAUGGGAAUUGUGGGAUAUGCUGUAUAAAGAUGUCGUCGACUGUUCAAAAAAUGAAAUGAAAUUACCCGAAAGAGCCAUGAAAAGUUGCAUAGGAGCAACAUUUUUCGCUUUGCAGUGGGAGCUUUCGCACAUAGAAGAAAUAUUAUCGGGUGGGGGAACGGCCGAACGGGAAAUAUCUUUACUUCGACUAAGACUGAAUGAGUAUAUGGGAACAAUGAAAGAAAUCAUUUUAAAUUCCGAAUCCGAAUUGUUUCAAGAAGAUGCUUAUAACGUCAUUUGCGACUUUCUUAUUAUAUUCUGUGAAAGGCUGGGUUCUAAUCCAUCUUUAAGCUGUUUGAUUUAUCAAGCGGAUAGGCAACUUCAAGAAUUGUUAAAUAAUUUUAUUCAAAAAUAUGUUUUUGUUGCCGAAGAAGAUGCCACUCAAGAUGAACAUUCUAAAAUUGAAGACUUGCACAAGAAGAGAAAUUUCCUUGCGUCAUUUUGCAAGCUGAUAGUGUACAAUAUAAUCCCCGUUCAAUGCGGUUCCGACGUUUUCAAACAUUACGUUAAAUAUUACAAUCAGUUCGGUGAUAUUAUAAAGCACACCGUGGGUAAAACGAGAGAAAUAAACAAAACAAGUUGCGCCAUAACGAUGGUUAACAGCUUGAUAACACUCUUCCAACAACUGCAAAGGGAAAAUAGCAAAAUAAACAAGCAAAGCGAAGAAUAUCUUAAUAUAAAAGAAUUGGCGAAAAGAUUCGCUCUCAGUUUCGGUUUGGAUGCGAUUCGAAAUCGCGAAGCCAUAACCGUUUUGCACAGGGAUGGAAUUCGAUUUGCUGUGAAUCCUUUGGAAAACAUAGACGAUCCCACGGGACCCCCGCCUAAUAUUUUAUUUUUAGAUAUAAUCUCGGAAUUUACAAAUAAGCUUCUCAAGCAAGACAAAAGACUCGUUUUGCAAUUUUUAGAUAGAAAAAUUCACACGGGUAUGCCAUCGAGUCGGGGAGAAGAUUGGCAACCUCUCGUGUCUUAUAGAAAUACGUUAAUUCAAGGGGAAGCUGAUCAGCCACCGACAACUUCCAGAAGAGCUUAUAAGGCAAGAAAGAAAGACCUUGAAGAAGAACAUGUUGAAGAUGAAGAUUGA